Psilocybe cubensis is the source of this 1374-nucleotide messenger RNA. RefSeq lists its product as uncharacterized. The transcript has 16 exons. Gene Ontology annotation, biological process: carbohydrate metabolic process. Gene Ontology annotation, molecular function: hydrolase activity, hydrolyzing O-glycosyl compounds. Lineage: Eukaryota; Fungi; Basidiomycota; Agaricomycetes; Agaricales; Agrocybaceae. The record is from RefSeq and is a predicted model, not a curated record. Bases 1 to 1374 code for a protein of 457 amino acids.
AUGUUCUCUAUCUCUUUCUGGGCCGUAACACUCGGCCUCGUCGCUUUCAAUGUCAACAAUCCUGUCAACGCUAUCAACAACGGCGUAGCGCGCUUGCCAAGUCACGUGGAAUGCCUACCAGGUACUCGAUCGCUUUUGAAUACAAAUGCCCUCGGCACCGACGCUAAUAAUGAACCUUCCGCAUAUUCACAGUGCAACAUCGAUGAAAAUCUGUUGUUGACGACCGCGAAACUCAUGAAGUCGUUGGGUCUCCAGGCGGCCGGCUACAAUUUUGUCAACAUAGACGACUGCUACGCUGAGAAAAACCGAACUGCCAGUGGUGAUAUUCAGGAAGGCAAGCUUUGCAUUGAGCAACCGUUCUCAGUGAUGUUCUGCCCUACUGAUUUCAAGGUUACUAUCAGACAAAGUUCGCUUCAAGAAUGGGAUGGUCAAGCUCAAUCAACAGAUCCAUGCUCUUGGAUUUACAGCGAUUCCGGAUGGUUCACAUGUGCAGGAUAUCCUGGAUCUUUCAUGAACGAAGUUCGAGAUGCUACUACCUUCGCCAAGUGGGGAUUUGACUAUUUGAAGUACGACAAUUGUGCUAUUCCUUACGACGACAUCAUUAAACAAGGCAUAGUCGGAAAGUAUCAACGCAUGGCCGAUGCUCUGGCCCAAGUUAGCAAGACUUUCAACAGGCCGUUUGUCUUCUCGUUGUGUGAAUGGGGCUGGACUACUGGAGACAUCGCUCCCCAGUGGAACUCUCUUGCCUCCAUUAUCAACUUCAACUCGUUCAUUACUCAAGCCACUGACUUCUAUGGCCGCAAUGAUCUGGACAUGCUUCAACUCGGGAAUGGCGGCUUGACUUUUGAAGAAUCAAAGUCGCACUUCACCGCGUGGGCAUUGAUGAAGUCGCCACUCCUCAUCGGGACCAACCUGUCGGCCAUCACACCUGAUAUUCUGGAAAUCUUAACCAACCGAGAGAUUCUCGCCAUUAAUCAAGAUCCUGUCGAAGGAACCAGUAUCUCUCCCUUCCGUUGGGGAAUCAACCCGGACUGGACAAGCAAUAGCACGCACCCAGCUCAAUAUUGGAGUGGACCUUCCGAAAACGGAACCGUGUUUAUGCUGCUCAACACGCUUGACACUCCAUCCACGAUGUUCUUCAACUUGACCGAAUCUCCUUUCAUUCGAGCAGGUCGCCAAUACUCCGUUAGGGACCUUUGGUCACACACCAACAACGGCACGGCUGUAAGAAACUUCACGGCAACGGAUGUACCACCUCACGGUGUUGUGGCUUUGUUGUUGAAAGACGCCGGCGACGAACCUGCGGGACUUUUCCCUGCCUGCAGCGUCUGGUGGCAAUGCACAGACAAGAACGGUACUCACGUUGGUGGAUAA